This is a messenger RNA of Mizuhopecten yessoensis (Yesso scallop), 2321 nucleotides long. Its product is annotated as elongin-B-like. The coding region runs from base 103 to 465 and encodes 120 amino acids. Gene Ontology annotation, biological process: transcription elongation by RNA polymerase II. Gene Ontology annotation, cellular component: VCB complex; elongin complex. Gene Ontology annotation, molecular function: protein binding. The transcript has 4 exons. The record is from RefSeq and is a predicted model, not a curated record. NCBI's taxonomy places the organism in Eukaryota, Metazoa, Mollusca, Bivalvia, Pectinida, Pectinidae.
GUUUCGGAUGUCGAAAUAAUAAAAACACUACUUCCGCUCUUAACGCUGAACAAUGCGAUUGUAGAUGGCGCUUUGUGUUUGACUCCAUACAAGGAAUCCAUAAUGGAUGUGUUUUUGAUGAUUAGGCGGAGGAAGUGCACCAUGUUCACAGAUGCAAAGGAGUCUACCACAGUGCAUGAAGUAAAGAAAAUAAUAGAGGGUAUAUUAAAAACCAGACCAGAUGACCAGAAACUAUACAAAGAUGAUCAGCCCCUAGAUGACAAUAAAACACUUGGUGAUUAUGGAUUCACAUUUGCAACAGCACGAGCACAGGCACCGGCAACAAUUGGAUUGGCUUUCAAACAAGAGGAUGGAGAAUUUGAAGCCUUCGAGGUGACACCAUUGUCCAGUCCGCCAGAACUCCCAGAUGUCAUGAAGCCACAGGAUUCCACUUCAGCGCAUGCACAAGAACAAACAGCGUCCUAAUCCUUAGUCUUAAGCCGUAGAAACAUGUUUAUGUACAAUUCUUACUAAUUAGCCACUACACUCACGUGAAACAAAUACGGAAGAAAAUUGAAAAAAAAUCUUGUCUAAAUACCGUUAUGUGUUGGAGAUGGAGUACGGUAUAAUCCUGGACAUAUCCUAUCAACUUCAAUGCUGCCUACUCAUCUUAGAAUGGUCGAAAGAAUAUUGUUCCUCAUGUAGUUUUGUUUUUCUUUAUUGAUUAAAAUUUAGUUUUAACAGUGCCACAGAAUACAGUGUAUGUUAAUAGUAUCUUAUUGUCUGCGAUAUUACAUCACUUUCCAUUCAAUGUUGGCUACGGUCGCAAAGCAGGUGUGCAAAACGUGUGUGCAUGUGUGUGUGGUGGCCUUCUAAAGACCACUGGUAUCGGAUGAAUGAGACCUAGUUAAUUUUAAGGUAACCAUUCAGAAAAAAACACAAAUACAUUGGUUAAGUGUAACAUUUUCUUUGUCGAUGCAUAUUCUACAUUUGGUUCUCCCCCCAAAAAUAGAUUAAUUCAGAUUAUUAACAAAUUGGAAAUAAGGUAUAUUGCACGUACAAUGAUGUUUAAAUACAACAAUAAUCUAACAAACUAGAAUUUAAAAAAAAAACAUACUCAUAGCCUGUAAGUUUUGAAUAGUCCACCUCUGGUCCUUCUAGGGAAAGCCACAAGUUACUACCUGGAAUAACCCUUUAAUAUGAGAUAAAGAAUAUUUAUGGCAAGGUACAGAACCAAUAGGCUUUAUGAAGGAGGCUAAGUGAAUAUAAUAAGAAUAUAUAUAUAUCUGUUAUGUGUAUAUGUGUACAGUUUUGUUUUUAAUGAUUUACACCAUGUUGUGGACUUGUGAUAUCUUGAAUAAUCUCUGUAUUUCACAUUAUAAAAGUUAACAGGGUUAAACUCAUUUAAAUGCACAAAGCAAGAGUAGUCCUUAUAUAGUGUUUGUUUAAUUGUGAUUUGAAAGGUUUUUUUAAGAUCUUUAUAUAGUACAAAAUUCCAUCUCGGUCAGAUACAAAAACUCCAUGAUGGUUGAUUUUUUUUUUACUCCUGUGAUUUUUUUUUACUUCCAAAAAAUAUGAUGCAUUUAAACUGCCAUAACUUAAGUAGUUCAAAUUUUAAACAUGAAAGAAAAAUUAAAAAAAACACAAUGUGUGGAUAUGAAGGCAUUAGGGUUUGUACUUUGGCAUAAUAUAUCGAUAAAAUGCUGUUCUGAGUGUAUCAAAACCAGCAUUUCUGUCUUGCAAGAAAGAGAGUUACUAGGUUUUGAACAAAUACUGCAGCUUCAGGUGAGUUUGAAAUUCUAGCAAUGCUGAUUUAAAAAAAGUUGUCGAGUAAAGUUUUCUCAACUUUGAUUUUUCGUGUUGAUGCCGGAAAGUAAAAUUAAUCUUUACACAUCUUCUCAUGUUGAUAUUGGAACAAAUUGUACAAAUGUUCUUUUUAUAAUGUAUUCAACAUUUCAUUUCAUGUUGCCUGCAACUGGAGACAUUAACGGUUUGCCAGUUUGAGAAAGACUUGUUUUCCCAUUUUUACAAUAUUGAAAUACUUGCAAUCAUUUUGCAUGUUACUGUUGAUAUCCAUUCAAGCAGGAAGUCUUGCGCCUGUAGCAGUGUCAAAAUCAUCUCCAAUAAAUAUUUAUGUCCUAUUUUCCAUCAUUUUCUUCUUCCUUUUAAAUUAUGUCCAAUCAUUUCCUUGUUUUGUUAACAUGGCAGUUUUCAUAAUGAAAAACGAACUCCGCAAGUAAUUCUUUGAUACGGAAGCCAAAUGGUUUUUUUUUUUUUUUUUGCUACCUUUCUAUUGUAUUGGAUUGAAAGAUCAAAAUCAAUUAAAAUAUCGAAGUAUUGAU